ACAAUAUGGUUAUUGAAAGCUGCAUGGGAUACUAUAAGCACAAAAACUUUAAAAAAUUGUUGGUGCUAUACUGGAAUCUUAUCUAGCCAAUAUCUUGUUAAAAUUUUCUUGAAAUUGAAAUCAGCAUCUAAUGAAGACUCUAAAGCUUAA
Molecule: messenger RNA, 150 nt
Organism: Racocetra persica
Lineage: Eukaryota; Fungi; Glomeromycota; Glomeromycetes; Diversisporales; Gigasporaceae
Source: the annotation of a GenBank genome assembly